Nerophis lumbriciformis (worm pipefish) is the source of this 1632-nucleotide messenger RNA. The record is from RefSeq and is a predicted model, not a curated record. NCBI's taxonomy places the organism in Eukaryota, Metazoa, Chordata, Actinopteri, Syngnathiformes, Syngnathidae.
AUGUCUUCAGGUGAGGACGGUCUGAUUGGAAUCCCCUUCCCAGAGCAUAGCAACGAGCUGCUCUCCCACCUCAAUGACCAAAGGCGCUCGGGGCUCUUGUGCGACCUCACUCUGACCUCUCGUGGGGCACGCUACCCGACCCACCGCGCCGUCAUGGCCGCCGUCAGUCUAUAUUUCCGCCGGCUCUUCGGGGCAGAGGAAGGUGGCUGUGGUGAGGGUGGCGGAGGUUUCAGUGUGUGCCAGUUGGACUGCGUGGCGCCCGACGCCCUGGAUGCCCUGCUGGAAUUUGCAUACACAGCCACUCUGACCAUCCCCUGUUCUGGAAUGAGGGACGUCCUGCGGGGUGCUCAACUUCUUGGCAUCCAGUGUGUGGCGGAUGCCUGCAGGGAUAUCCUGGGGGAGAAGGCUGAGCAGGAUGACGAAAAGGAGCCCGGAGACCAGCGCGCAGCGGCCGUUCAGCGGUCUGAAGGAGAGAAUGAAUCCCGCAGAAAAAUGGACCGAAAGAAGUUGAAAAAAGUUGGCCCACAUCACAUCAACUCAUUGUUGAACCCACCGCCCGCUUCUCCAGUCUCGUACCCUUCGCCUCUAUCGGAGAGCUUGCGCUUGCGGACCCCAGCCCAGCCCCCCAGCCCGGAAUCAGAGGAGCCCUUCUUCAGGGGGUGGCAAAACGGCAAUCCAGGAGCAGUCAGAGUACCGGAAAGGAGCCCCACGCUAACUGGAGGCCACCUACAUUGGAUGCCCCAACGCCCCCCACCUCCGGCCGUGCCCCCAGAGGACAAACUGUCCGAGGAAGAAGACAUGGAGGCCUUUGGCAAUGAAGGCACGCUGAUGGAAAGCACCUCCACCACUUCUCCUGCGACCGAGCGAGCAGAAGGCGCGGGGGCGGCCUCGGCGACAAUAACGACAGGGGUCGGCAGGAGGAGAAAGUCGCAAAUGCCUCAGCAGUGUCCAGUCUGUCAGAAGAUCAUCCACGGAGCAGGAAAACUGCCGCGACAUAUGAGGACACACACCGGAGAGAAACCCUUCCAAUGCACUGCCUGCGGGGUUCGCUUCACCAGGAAUGACAAAUUGAAGAUCCACAUGAGAAAGCACACGGGCGAGCGGCCCUACUCCUGUCCGCACUGCACCGCCCGCUUCUUGCACUCGUACGACCUGAAGAACCACUUGUCCUUGCACAGCGGCGCGCGGCCCUUCGAGUGCCAGCUCUGCCACAAAGCCUUCGCCCGGGAGGACCAUCUCCAGCGCCACCGCAAGGGACACAGCUGCCUGGAGCUGCGCAUGCGGCGGCCCAGAGCAGAAACCGACGAGCAAGAAGAGGCAGACAUAAACGGAGGUGAGCGCAUUGAUUCCCUGGAGCCUCCGCGGGCCCACUCCUCUUCGCUCCUGCGGCCCACCAUGCUUGAAGGCGGGAUGUUCCAAGCAGACAUCGACAGGGAGCGCUCACUUGCCUUGCAGGCUCUCGCGCAGCUCAGCCCGCAGCAGUUUGCCAACUACCACGCCCUCUAUCUACGAGGUAUGGAAAUGCGAGGGAGCGGGGAAGGUGAGACAAAAGACUCAGGGGGAGUCAACAUGCAGCGUCACAGCUGGCCACCGGUGGCGGGGGAGAAGAUUGGUGAGGUGGAGGAAGAAUAG